GUAAAACUGAAAAUAAAAAAAGUGAUUGACAUUUCAGAAUUGUUAGCACUGAUAAAUUUUAUUAGAAAUCCUAUUUGAAUAUAAAAAAAUCGUAUCUUAUAACUUAUUUACUUUUCAACUUACAAUUAUAUCUACAAACAAAAACCCUUUACAGGUGUAUAAAAUGAUUUCUAUGCAGUUAUAAUAGAUACUUAGCUCAAUAUAAGUGGAACAUAAAUAGAUUUUGGGGACAACUGUAUAUAAAAGUUUGAUAAAUGUGUGAGCGUUACCCAGGAUACCUGUUCGGGGGGACUCCGGUCAGCAGUUGGGAUAGAAGCUUUAAUUCACUAGAAAAUCAAAUCCAACAGCAAUAUAGAGGUCGAGUGGGCGGUGGAGUCCGUUGUUGGGGCAGCAUGUCUGAGGGAGGUGGUAUAUCCUCCGCUGGGGGGGACACGGCGAAGACGAACCUCAUCGUCAACUACUUGCCACAGACGAUGACAGAGAAGGACCUAUACGCCAUGUUUAUGACCAUCGGGCCGAUUGAAAGCUGUCGUGUUAUGAAGGAUUUUAAGACUGGUUAUAGUUACGGCUUUGGAUUUGUUAAUUUCACAAGGGAAGAGGACGCGGCGAGAGCAAUCGAUACGUUCAACGGUUACCAGCUCAGGAAUAAACGGUUAAAGGUUUCCUACGCUCGUCCUUCAGGCGAAGAUAUAAAGGACACGAAUCUAUACGUAACGAAUCUCCCUCGUGCCAUAACCGAGGAACAGCUGGAGACGAUAUUCGGCAAGUACGGACGUAUAGUGCAGAAACACAUUCUAAGGGACAAGAGUAAUGGCACGCCGAGGGGUGUCGCAUUUGUAAGGUUCGAUAAACGAGAAGAAGCCCAAGAGGCAAUAGCGGCGCUAAACAAUGUUAUACCAGAAGGUGGUACGGAACCGCUAAGUGUUAAGGUGGCGGAAGAGCAUGGUAAACAAAAAGCUGCUUAUUAUGCUGGAUGGGCGGCGGGCUUCCACCACAAUCGAGGUGAGACGGAUAAAGGUGACUUUGCAUGGAGCUGCGGCAACUGUAUGAUGCCGGAAACGUGGGAAGGGUAUACCACCCCACCUUUAUCAGGAAGCCAUCCAAACACGCCUAGAAACGGUUGCAGACCAGGCGCCUGCGCGAACCAAAGGAUGGGGUAUCCCCAAAAUCACCCCGGAAAACCCGCUCCGAGGUCAGGUCGAGGUAGGAAUCUGCCUUGGGGUCAAGGACUUGGCGGUGAUGAGAGGUUUAAGGUGCAGCGGUGUAGAAACGGCACUGCGCCAUAUUGGUAGGAUGUAUUGAAUAUACGUGUGUGUGCGCGAUCUGAUCUCAUGCUGUAAAUAGUCAUAUUGAGGAGAUCGGAGUGAUAAGUAGUGAUAUUUAUAAGUGCUUCUGAUAUUUCAUUUUCUUAAAUAAUUGUAGAAGUUUGAAGACCGAAAAAGUCAAAUAAAACUAUAAAAAAAAAAAAAACAUAAACGACUAUUGUCAACUGAGAAACGAUAUAACGAUUCUCCGAAUUUGAAUCGUAAUGCCUUAUAUUAUUUUUAUUAAAACACAAAAUAUAAUAAUUACACUCGCCUUAGUUAAAGCAUUGAUCCUCAUUAAGAGGUUUUGAGUUUGAAUCGACAAAUGGUGGGGAAAUAAAUGUAAUGAUUAGGAAUGACUGACUGAUCUUGAAACUUUGUACGACCUUAAUAAAUGCAAUUAAAUUAUAUCCUAAAAUUACUUAUAGAAUAAUGAUUAUUAAUGUAAUAAAUCAAAAAGGCUUUUGAACUUUAUUAAGACAUAAUAGUAAAUAAUAUUCCUAAAAUCAAUGAAUUUCACGUAAAUAUAAUUUUCAUGGUUCGUUGCAGCUUGGACGUAUAGCCUAUUCCAAUUAAAGUAACUCCAUUCCAAAGUUCCGAUAACAACUUCGCCGACAUUCAAAACGUCAUUUUUUCACGAAUCCUUUAUGGAUACCAUAGAUUUUUCAAGAUCUUGAAUUAUAAGUUUUUGUAUGUAACUGCGAUUGGAAUAGGCUUUGUUUAGUUAAGCGUACGUAUAUGCUUAAACCAUACAACGGAGUUAAUGAGUAUUACCACGAUACGUUCGUAUAUGUAUAAGAGGAUUAUAUACUGUGUGGUAUAUAAGGUGACUUUUUUGUUAUUUUUAUUUGACGAAUUGUUUAUUUCUAUUGUAUUAUUAUAAUAAAAAUAGCAGAUUUUGCUGAAUGUCUCUUACAGAGACCUCAAACAGUCAGAUUAAAUAUUUAUUUAUUUAAAAUAUUUGUGGUAGAUCUCCAAAUAUUAUUAUUAGGAGAAGCCAUUUCUCAUGCAGUGGGAUAUUUAUUGGCAGUUGCUGUUUUUUUUUAUGUAACUUUGCAAUAAAGCAAAACUGACACAUUGUUUUUUAUAAUGCAUCUUGUGCUUGGCAUAUCCUUAACAUCCUGAAGGAAUGUACAUUUUAAUAAAAAACUGACUGUAUGGUUUUUUUUUUAAUUUGUAAAAGAUAUAAUAGAAAUGUAUUUUUUACAGAUGUUAGGAAUUUUUCAGUUAUCUUGUCUUACCUUUAUCUCUUUAUAAUGAGAUAAAAGUGAUUUAAAUAAUUGAUAAGUAAUACAAAAUUACUUGUUUUCACAUAUACUUUAUUUACAAUUAAAUUUAACCCUUAAUGAAAUUCAACUUUAGGUAUAUCCUAUACUGAUAAAUGAGUUUUUUUUUUUGUAAUGGGCAAUUGAAAAAACGACAACCCCAAUAUACAUAAAAGUUAUACCAGAAGAUGCAGCGCGUUUCGGAAAAGUGUUUAGCAUAUAUUGUAAAUAAAGUUAGCUGCGCUUUAAAUUGCAAGCGUGAGUUUAUUUGUCCUUUCAUACUAAUGAGGAGACAUUAAAAAUUCUAUUAAAAGUCUACUACAGUACAUAAAAUGAGUUUGAAUAAGAAACGCUGUGAUUGUUAUUGACAUUAGUGGGGGUUGCCUGUUAAAAUAAUUCUACAAUUUCUUUAUUGAAAUGUUUAUUUAACGUGUAAAAUCUUAGCUAUUGGUUAGCGGCUUUAGGUUGGAUUUUACGUGUACAACGGGAAAUGUAUAGCAAGUUGGGAAAAAAACGUUGGCAAUUUUCUAUAAUUAUAAUAAAUUUAGCCUAAAUAAUACACGUAAUUGUUAACGAUAUUGUGUAGUAUGCGUGUCCAUUAAAUUAGUUGGCAACUUUUGUGUGCAAUUAUUUAGGGUGUAACUAACAAUGAUAUAUCAUUUUAUCAUGACUUUGUUGACAGCACAAAAGUUGCCAACUUUUCGUUUAGGACGUUGCACUUGGGACUCGUUUAAUUUUUUCUUGGAAUGAAUUUCACUGCAUUUUUGUUUUAAAUGUUUAAUUAAGUUUUGUCCUUAUUUUAAUCUUUUCUUCCUUGACUAAAGUUUUUUUUUUAUUCAUAGAAUGUAUGUUUUAGUUGUAUUUAUAUAUUUUUUUUGUCUCUCUCUACUUGAUGUAGAAACGUGUAAAGAUUUUUAUUGCUCGUUUUUGUUGGGUAAGUCUAUUUGUAAAAUAUAGAAAAACGAAAACAUGUUGGUUUUUAAUAAAAUAAUGAUUGAAAA
Messenger RNA from Nymphalis io (European peacock), 3570 nucleotides. It is a transcript of the gene Sxl, whose product is annotated as sex-lethal homolog. The transcript has 8 exons. Gene Ontology annotation, cellular component: ribonucleoprotein complex; cytosol. Gene Ontology annotation, molecular function: mRNA binding. The record is from RefSeq and is a predicted model, not a curated record. The coding region runs from base 255 to 1292 and encodes 345 amino acids. Lineage: Eukaryota; Metazoa; Arthropoda; Insecta; Lepidoptera; Nymphalidae.